Molecule: messenger RNA, 2590 nt
Organism: Mandrillus leucophaeus (drill)
Lineage: Eukaryota; Metazoa; Chordata; Mammalia; Primates; Cercopithecidae
Product: protocadherin gamma-A12
Exons: 2
Biological process (GO): homophilic cell-cell adhesion
Cellular component (GO): plasma membrane
Molecular function (GO): calcium ion binding
Source: RefSeq, a predicted model, not a curated record
CUGAAGCACAAAGCAGAUAGCUAGGAAUGAACCAUCUCUGGGACUAUGAGGAAACAAUGGAGGAGCUCUGACUUCCAAACUGUCCCAUUCUAGGGGCGAAAGAACUGCUCCUGACUUCAGUGAUUAAGGGCACAAUUGAAAAUAAUUCUGGAGGAAGAUGAGAAUGAUUCCUGAGCGACCGCACCGGGACUGCAAAGAUCUGGUCCUGCUGGGAAUCCUCCUGGGGAUUCUGUGGGAGACCAGAUGCACCCAGAUACGCUAUUCAGUUCCGGAAGAGCUGGAGAAAGGCUCUAGGGUGGGCGACAUCUCCAAGCACCUGGGGCUGGAGCCCCGGGAGCUGGCGGAGCGCGGAGUCCGCAUCGUCCCCAGAGGUAGGACGCAGCUUUUUGCCCUGAACCCGCGCAGCGGCAGCUUGGUCACGGCGGGCAGGAUAGACCGGGAGGAGCUCUGUAUGGGGGCCAUCAAGUGUCAAUUAAAUCUAGACAUUCUGAUUGAGGAUAAAGUGAAAAUAUAUGGAGUAGAAGUAGAAGUAAGGGACAUUAACGACAAUGCGCCUUAUUUUCGUGAAAGUGAAUUAGAAAUAAAAAUCAGUGAAAACGCAGCCACUGAUAUGCGGUUCCCUCUACCCCACGCCUGGGAUCCGGAUAUUGGGAAGAACUCUCUCCAGAGCUACGAGCUCAGCCCGAAUACUCACUUCUCCCUGAUCGUGCAAAAUGGAGCCGACGGUAGUAAGUACCCCGAAUUGGUGCUGGAACGCGCCCUGGACCGCGAAGAAAAGGCUGCUCACCACCUGGUCCUUACGGCCUCGGAUGGGGGCGAUCCGGUGCGCACAGGCACCGCGCGCAUCCGCGUGAUGGUUCUGGAUGCGAAUGACAACGCGCCAGCGUUUGCCCAGCCCGAGUACCGCGCGAGCGUUCCGGAGAAUCUGGCCGUGGGCACGCAGUUGCUUGUAGUCAACGCUACUGACCCUGACGAAGGAGUCAAUGCGGAAGUGAGGUAUUCCUUCCGGUAUGUGGACGACAAGGCGGCCCAAGUUUUCAAACUAGAUUGUAAUUCAGGGACAAUAUCAACAAUAGGGGAGUUGGAUCACGAGGAGUCAGAAUUCUACCAGAUGGAAGUGCAAGCAAUGGAUAAUGCAGGAUAUUCUGCGCGAGCCAAAGUCCUGAUCACUGUUCUGGACGUGAACGACAACGCCCCAGAGGUGGUCCUCACCUCUCUCGCCAGCUCGGUUCCCGAAAACUCUCCCAGAGGGACAUUAAUUGCCCUUUUAAAUGUAAAUGACCAAGAUUCUGAGGUAAACGGACAGGUGAUCUGUUUCAUCCAAGGAAAUCUGCCCUUUAAAUUAGAAAAAUCUUACGGAAAUUACUAUAGUUUAGUCACAGACAUAGUCUUGGAUAGGGAACAGGUUCCUAGCUACAACAUCACAGUAACCGCCACUGACCGGGGAACCCCGCCCCUAUCUACGGAAAUUCACAUCUUGUUGAACGUGGCAGACACCAACGACAACCCGCCGGUCUUCCUUCAGGCCUCCUAUUCCGCUUAUAUCCCAGAGAACAAUCCCAGAGGAGCUUCCCUCGUCUCCGUGACCGCCCACGACCCCGACUGUGAGGAGAACGCCCAGAUCACUUAUUCCCUGGCUGAGGACACCGUCCAAGGGGCACCCCUAUCGUCCUACGUGUCCAUCAGCUCCGACUCUGGGGUACUGUAUGCGCUGAGCUCCUUCGACUACGAGCAGUUGCGAGACUUGCAAGUGAAAGUGAUGGCGCGGGACAACGGGCACCCGCCCCUCAGCAGCAACGUGUCGUUGAGUCUGUUUGUGCUGGACCAGAACGACAAUGCGCCCGAGAUCCUGUACCCCGCCCUCCCCACAGACGGUUCCACUGGCGUGGAGCUGGCGCCCCGCUCCGCAGAACCCGGCUACCUGGUGACCAAAGUGGUGGCGGUGGACAAAGACUCAGGCCAGAACGCCUGGCUGUCCUACCACCUGCUCAAAGCCAGCGAACCAGGACUCUUCGCGGUGGGGCUGCACACGGGCGAGGUGCGCACAGCGCGAGCCCUACUGGACAGAGAUGCGCUCAAGCAGAGCCUCGUGGUGGCCGUCCAGGACCACGGCCAGCCCCCUCUCUCGGCCACCGUCACGCUCACGGUGGCCGUGGCCGACAGCAUCCCCAAAGUCCUGGCGGACCUCGGCAGCCUCGAGUCUCCAGUUAAUUCUGAAACCUCGGACCUUACGCUGCACCUGGUGGUGGCGGUGGCCGCGGUCUCCUGCGUCUUCCUGGCCUUCGUCAUCGUGUUGCUGGCGCUCAGGCUGCGGCGCUGGCACAAGUCACGCCUGCUGCAGGCCUCAGAAGGCGGCUUGACAGGAGCCCCGGCGUCGCACUUUGUGGGCGUGGACGGGGUGCAGGCUUUUCUGCAGACCUAUUCCCACGAGGUCUCCCUCACCUUGGACUCGCGCAAGAGUCACCCGAUCUUGCCCCAGCCCAACUAUGCAGACACGCUCGUCAGCCAGGAGAGCGGUGGAAAAAGCGAGUCCCUUUUGCUGUCAGGUGAUUCGGUAUUUUCUAAAGACAGUCCAAUUCUCCCGCCUUCU